Messenger RNA from Entelurus aequoreus (snake pipefish), 2680 nucleotides. RefSeq names its product copine-8-like. The record is from RefSeq and is a predicted model, not a curated record. The coding region runs from base 1 to 1701 and encodes 566 amino acids. The transcript has 20 exons. Gene Ontology annotation, biological process: cellular response to calcium ion. Gene Ontology annotation, molecular function: calcium-dependent phospholipid binding. NCBI's taxonomy places the organism in Eukaryota, Metazoa, Chordata, Actinopteri, Syngnathiformes, Syngnathidae. Gene Ontology annotation, cellular component: plasma membrane.
AUGGCGUGCAUCGGGGACGCGGACCCCUUCACCGCGGCCAUUCCCGCCACCAAAGUUGAACUCACCGUGUCGUGCAGGAGCCUCCUGGACCGAGACACCUUCUCCAAGUCUGAUCCCAUCUGCGUGCUUUACACCCAGGGGAUCGCAAACAGGGAUUGGAGAGAGUUUGGCAGGACGGAGGUCAUCGACAACACCCUCAACCCAGACUUUGUCCGCAAGUUCAUUUUGGAUUAUUUCUUUGAGGAGCGGCAGAAUCUCCGCUUUGACCUCUACGACUUGGACUGCAAGAGCGACAACCUCUCCAAACACGACUUCCUGGGUCAGGCCUUCUGCACGCUGGGAGAGAUCGUGGGCUCGCUGGGAAGCCGCCUGGAGAGGCCUUUGAUCGGCAUCCCGGGGAAGAAAUGUGGAACAUUCAUCGUGAGAGCAGAGGAGCUGAGCAACUGCAGGGAGUCGGUCAUGCUGCAGUUUUGUGGCAACAAGCUGGACAAGAAGGAUUUCUUCGGGAAGUCGGAUCCUUUCCUCGUCUUUUAUCGCAGUAACGAAGACGGAUCGUUCACCAUUUGCCACAAAACCGAAGUGGUGAAGAACACUUUGGAUCCCGUCUGGCAGGCCUUCAAGAUUCCCGUCAGGGCGCUCUGCAACGGCGACUACGACAGGAGCAUCAAGGUGGAAGUGUACGACUGGGACAGAGAUGGCGGACACGACUUUAUCGGCGAGUUCAGCACCAGCUACAGAGAAAUGUCCAGAAGCCAGUUACAGUUUCAUAUCUACGAGGUGCUAAAUCCAAAGAAGAAAGGCAAGAAAAAGAAGAAGUACCAAAACUCAGGAACGGUGACCCUGCUGUCCUGCCUCGUGGACACGGAGCUGUCCUUCCUGGACUACAUCCGAGGCGGGACGCAGAUUAAUUUCACGGUGGCAAUCGAUUUCACCGCCUCCAAUGGCAACCCGUCGCAGCCCACUUCGCUGCACUACAUGAGCCCCUAUCAGCUCAACGACUACGCCAUGGCUCUGCGGGCCGUGGGCGAGAUCAUCCAGGACUACGACAGCGACAAGAUGUUUCCCGCGCUGGGCUUCGGCGCCAAGCUUCCCCCCGACGGGCGCGUCUCGCACGAGUUCGCCCUGAACGGCAACCCCCAGAACCCCUACUGUAACGGCAUCGAGGGCGUGAUGGAGGCAUAUUACCAGAGUCUCAAGUCGGUGCGCCUCUACGGACCCACCCACUUCUCCCCUGUCAUCAACCACGUGGCCAGGUAUGCAUCAGCGAUGACGGACGGCUCGCAGUACUUCAUCCUCCUGAUCAUCUCAGACGGCGUCAUCACGGACAUGGCUCAGACCAAAGAGUCCAUCGUCAACGCUGCCUCUCUACCCAUGUCAAUUAUCAUCGUCGGGGUCGGACCAGCCGAGUUCGACGAAAUGAUCGAGCUGGACGGAGAUGAGGAGAGGAUCUCCUCCCAAGGACGCUACGCCGAGAGGGACAUCGUACAGUUCGUCCCUUUCCGUGACUACAUCGACCGCCGAGGCAACCACAUCCUCAGCAUGGCGCGGCUGGCCAAGGAGGUGCUGGCGGAAAUCCCCGACCAGUUCCUGUCCUACAUGAGGACGCGAGGCAUCAAGCCGGGCCCCCUGCCGCCGCCGUACACGCCGUGUCCCCUGCCGCCGCUGCACCCGCUGCUCACCCGGCGGGUGAGCCGGAUCUGAGGUUCCCGGGGAGGGGUCUUGGUGGCCUGCGCCCGCCUCUCUUCGUCUACUCAUUCGUCUUUUCAGCUUUGACGCUGGCGACCCCGGGGGGUCCGCCGCGCACCGGGAAGGUGGCCGGUGUUUGGCGAAGGCGGGAGCUCGGGACGUUUCCACGGGACCCCGUCAGCGAGUAGAGAAAUGUUUACAAGAGGAAGGUGUUGUUUCUUCAAAUAUAUCGUCUCUUCUUCAGUGGCGCAUGUGCUCGUUAAAAGAAGCAUGCACUGUCGUCCCGCACUCAGGGCCGCGUCCCUCCCCGCCGCCCUCCCACCACUGCCGACCGACAUCCUUCUGUUACGCCUCAAGGUGGCGCUCCGGCAGGGACUCCACCGGCCUUACUUUUUGCUCAGUUCACAGGCGCCAUCUUGGAAGCGAGGGCCCGCGCGUUUGGCGAAGGAGCUGGACGACAGGUUUUGUCUUUUUGCUUUCCUUGUGUUCCUCUUCUACCUCUUGAUGUGUUUACUGGCCGGCAAACACUUGAGCCCCGUCGCGUUCCUCCUUGACCUUUGACCUGCCCAAGCCAGGGGUGUCCAGACCUUUCAGAGAUCAAAGGGUGUCGAGGCAGGGGUGCACAAAAAAAUUGUUUCGCAUUGCUAUUUUUUAUUCAUUUUUUUUGUUGGUAUUGAAUGACUAUUAUACCAAAUAAUACAUUGAGAAUCCAAUCAAAAAUCUAAGUGCGAGGCCAUUUUGAUGGUUUUGUUUUCGAAACAGCAGGUGUGCACAAAGCAAUCGAUUCACAUCCGAAUCGCAAUUUUUUAAAUGUAUUUUAUUGGUAUGGAAUCAUUAUGAUUAUUAUACCAAAUAAUAUAUAGCAAAAAUCGGUUUGAAUCAAGAAGUGAUUCUGAAUCGAAUCAAAAAUCAAAGGAUGCGGAGGACAUGUUGAUGUUUUUAUUUUCUAAACAGCAGGUACACAAAAAAAUCGAUUAUCAUCCCAAAAAAAUAU